Messenger RNA from Stomoxys calcitrans (stable fly), 4154 nucleotides. Its product is annotated as serine/threonine-protein kinase 32A. Gene Ontology annotation, biological process: G protein-coupled receptor signaling pathway; protein phosphorylation; regulation of signal transduction. Gene Ontology annotation, molecular function: ATP binding; G protein-coupled receptor kinase activity; G protein-coupled receptor binding. Bases 1927 to 3384 code for a protein of 485 amino acids. The transcript is spliced from 10 exons. The record is from RefSeq and is a predicted model, not a curated record. Lineage: Eukaryota; Metazoa; Arthropoda; Insecta; Diptera; Muscidae.
UCGUAUCGUUCGGAAGUAUUUUAUUCGCAAUGCAUCACCCGUUCCGACGCUGGCAGAUUGUUUAGACCUCAUCUCGGUGUUAAUGUACACAAAUGGGCAUGUGAGUGGUUCAGUGUGAAAAAUCCUCCCAGUUCUACUCAGUGUAAAUGUGUAUGCUUCAUUGGCCAAUGCGAGGCAAAAAAGGAUAUAUAAGAAAAUUUAAUUGUAACGUAACGCAAGGCGAGAGAAGCUUUGAAUUUUGGUUAACUAUGAGAGUUGAGUGUUUUUUUUUUUUUUUGUGUAAACUGUGAAACCCGACACUUAGGACAAUACAUCAUCGUCGGAUAGAUGAAUUAAUAAAUAAAAAUACAUUAAUAUACACAAACCAGUAUACAUGUACAUUGCUACUGAUGUGUUGGUGUGAUAGACUUAUGUCUCUGUGUAUAUCAUCAUCUGACGCCGGUUAAAAAAGGCGCCCGACAAAUAAACCGACAGGUCAUAGGAAAUAUGACGCCAAAUGUUGUUGUUUGUCUCUCCCCGCUCUCAACCACUGACGGCAACAACACAAAGCUAACGUCGUAGUAUUUGUGUAGUGGUCGCUGUUAUUGUUUGUUGUUAUCGCUUUAAGAACAAUAAAAACGCAGCAAGCCGCCACAAAGAGAGAUUCACUUCAUUUCCUGCCCUAGUCCGGAUACACGGCAAGUAUGUUGGUGAGCGCUCAAUCCACAAAAACAGUAAGUGGCUGAGUGAGUCUGAGGAUGUCUUGUCUAUUGUGAAUUAAAGUGCAGACGAGGAAUAUUGUAACGGUUUGUUUGUUUGAGAGCUUGUAAGUAAGUGUGCAUUCACAUGUGUUUGCUGGGGUUAAGCUCAGAGGUGGUCAUAACAUUAUUACCAACAUCCUUUUGCGUAGCAUGUUGGUAUACAAAUCGACAUAUUCAUGUUUGUAUUUCGGCAAAUAACACACAAGCAUAGCCAAGCAUCCCUUAUAUACAUGUGUAUGUAUGAGUGAAUACAAAUGCCCCAAGGAAUAUUGCUUAAGAAUCAAUCAGAAACACAAGUGGGCAUAAAGAACCAAAGGAUACCAUUAAGAAUUUAACGAGUGUUCUCCAGCAUCAGCAACGUCUUUACCACCAUCGUCAUCAUAUUCUUUGGAGAUAUUCAUCAUAGAAUUAUAAUACAGUUAACAAUUGGCCACAGUGGGGAGCCAUGAUGGGAAACACCAAGAGACAAUUGCGGAUUUAAUUAAUGCAGAUAACAGCGGACAAGGAUACUUGCAACAACUAGUCUUUGUUGUAGAUGCCAACUGUUGAAUGCAACUGCAGAGCAGAUUCACAGCACUCAGGACCUGAAGGGCUUUCAAGUGCUUAAUCCCAUAAACUACACAAAUUGAUGCGGUCGUGUUGCUAUUGUUGCACUUGCCAUCCUUUGUAGAAUUGUCAUGAAUGACGACAGUUUUCAAGUGCUAAACGAUAUUUGUAUGUCAUUCCGAGAAUUUGUUGCGUUGCUUCUGUCAUAGGCAAGCGAUGUGCCAUCCUUAUUAAGUGCCAACCGUAGUGGUAUUCUGUGUACAAAUAAAAGAGGACAAUUUGCAAUAAGAAUAUAAACGAGAAAAAGGCAGACUUGAAGAGGCCUUGCGUAAAACAAAUUCCCAGAAAUUGGCAUUGACUAGCCAGCAAAAGAAAAUCAAAUAUUAUUCCUUUUAUACGAGACCGAAAGUAUCAGAAGCCACAACCUUCAGCAGCCUCAACUUCAGAAUCAGCAGCCCCCCUUAGUUCCUCUAAUUGAUUGACAACAUGGAUUGAUGGCAGCAUCUUGGUCAUCCUACAAUGACAUGAACAGCAAUUUAAUUGGGAUUCUAUAACCCUCAACAUUGAGUCGUUAGGACCACUCUACCCUAGUCCUUUAUCUGUGUUAGAUCGUUUCAUUUUGUUCGUCACCACAUGCAGCAUGGGGGCAGCAAAUUCAUCAAAUCGAACAGAUAAUAGUCUCUAUGGUGAUGACGAUGUCAAUUUUGAUCACUUUCAAAUACUGCGAGCCAUUGGAAAAGGAAGUUUUGGCAAGGUGUGCAUUGUACAAAAACGGGACAGCAACGUGUUGUAUGCCAUGAAAUACGUCAGCCGUUCCGCUUGCGAAAGCCGUGGUGCCUUGGGUGGCGUCCUCAAAGAAGUCGAGCUACUCUCCUCACUGGAGCAUCCAUUUCUUGUGAAUUUAUGGUUCUCAUUUCAAGAUGAGGAGGAUUUAUUUAUGGUUUGCGACCUGCUGACAGGCGGUGAUUUAAGAUAUCAUCUACAAAACAGAGUUGAGUUCUCUGAGGAAUCUGUUGCCUUACUCGUAUGUGAACUGGGAAGUGCUUUGGACUAUCUGCAAAAACAACGUGUCGUUCAUAGGGAUGUUAAGCCGGAUAACAUACUUUUAGAUGGUGCUGGUCAUGCACAUUUGACUGAUUUUAAUAUAGCAACAAGACUGGCGAAGGAUGGCCUGGCAUGCAGCAUGUCAGGCACGAAACCCUACAUGGCACCAGAAGUCUUUAUGUGUGCACUGGACGAAGUGGCUGGUUACACAUUCCCCGUCGAUUGGUGGUCACUGGGCGUUGUGGCAUACGAGAUGCGAGCCAAUAUCAGACCAUUCUCUGUACACUCCAAUACAGCCUUGGUGGAUGUGAAGCAUAUACUGAAUUCGCCCGUACAUUAUCCACGCUAUUGGAGUUCAGAUUUUGUGGAUUUAAUAACGAAGUUGCUGUGUGUACAUCCCGGAGGCCGCAUCAGUUCACAGCAAGAACUGCAGCAGACACCCCUGCUCCGACACACUGACUUCAAGGAUGUGGUAGAGAAGAAGCAGAAACCCCCCUUCAAACCACCAGAGGACCAUCUCAAUUGUGAUCCCUGCCUGGAACUCGAAGAAAUGAUUGUCGAAACCCGCCCCCUGCAUAAAAAGAAGAAGCGCCUCGCCAAACAGCGUUCGGCGCAACGCGACAGCGAUCCCGAAACUGCCUUAGUUAAGGAGUUCAUUGUCUACAAUCGUUUUAAGGAACUAAAGCGCAAAGACAUGGAGAAGAAGGAGCGUGAAUGGGAACGAGAACUUGAGGAGGCAAUGGCCAAUUCGGUUGUUACAACUUUGGCCCCCAUACUGGAGAGACCUUCCGAAUGCCUAAAUGUGUCUUCCGCACUAGCAUCAGCUUCAGCGUCAGCAUCGGCCAGCGAAUCGCCCAAAAAUGCAAAUCCGAGUACUCAAGUAGCGAGGCAAUCAUCGAAAAAGUCCUCUACCACAAUGACAACACUCAGCUCCAGUCUGCAGAUGUGCUCGAAUUGUCAAAGGACCGGAUCAAAGACAUCGCGAAACGGUGAAAGUUUAGAGUACAUAGAUCGUUCUCCAUCACCGCACACUGUCAGCGGCACAACGUCAUAGUAAGACAUUAUGGCUUCAACGAGCAGCAUUUAAACUCAAAUUGAACUAAAAUGUCUUUCCCACCUUAUCUAGUCGAUAUGAGGGCCUAUUGCCCUAUUGCCAGAUAAUUUCAGGUUAAAAAAAAAGUUUGCUAUUAACAGCAAGCAAUGUCUGCUGAUAUUAAGAAAUCUAUUUUGUUACCCACCACCAUAGAAUGGGAGUAUACUACUCAAGUCAUUCCGUUUGUAACACCUCGAAAUAUUGAUCUGGGACCCCAUAAAUUUAUAUAUUCUUGAUGUUGACCUCAUUUGCCGCUUGGAAUUUUGAACAGACACACUAUCGGCUCAGGUUUGGAUAUAGCUCCCAUAUAAACCGAUAACCCGCUUUGACUUCUUGAGACCCUACAAGCUAGAGCUAUAUAACGACAUUUUAUUUUUUAUCUGAAUAUCGAUUGAUAUUUUACCUAUCGAUACUAUCGGAAAACUUAAUUUUUUGCAAAAUUUUAUAAAAUUAAGCAAUCGGACAUUGAAUGUAUAUUUUAAGGUACAUUGCGCCUAUAGAGGGCGUAAUUUUCAUUCGAAUAGUGUACAAUUUUGUACAAUAAUUUUUCUCAUGACUUCCAACUGACUUUAUUAAAUUUGGGUUUACUCGGUCUGUGCAUUGAUAUUGCUUCUAUAUAAAUCGAUCUCCUGAUUUGUACUUCUUAUUUUCGUUUGAAAUAAAGGGUGAUUUUUUUGAGGUUAGGAUUUUAAUGCAUUAGUAUUUGACAGAUCACGUGGGAUUUCAGACAU